AUGACAUCUGGCCCUAAUCCUGGCCCUGGAAGGUCUUCUGGUGGCAGAAAAUCCCCUUGUUCAGGGCUGGUGUAUUGGUGCCACCCUGGUUUAAGCAGAGAGAGCAGCACAUCCUCAGCAAACCUGCGUCCAGGGGCUGAACAGAAAGUGGUGUUCAUCACAGCACGGGUCCAUCCUGGGGAAACUCCCUCCUCCUUCGUCUGCCAAGGUAUAAUUGAUUUCCUCGUGAGCCACCAUCCAAUUGCAAAAGUACUGAGAGACCACCUGGUGUUCAAGAUUGCUCCCAUGCUCAAUCCUGAUGGAGUUUACCUAGGAAAUUACAGGUGCUCCCUGCUGGGGUUCGAUCUGAACCGGCACUGGGCCAAUCCCUCUCCGUGGGCUCACCCCACCCUGCACGGAGUGAAGGAGCUCAUCAUCGACAUGUACAACAACCCGAAGAUUAACCUGGAGUUCUAUAUCGACAUCCAUGCCCACUCCACCAUGAUGAAUGGCUUCAUGUAUGGGAACAUCUUUGAGGAUGAGGAAAGAUUUCAGCGACAGGCUGUUUUUCCCAAGCUACUCUGUCAGAAUGCUGAAGACUUCUCUUAUUCCAGCACGUCGUUCAACAGGGACGCUGUGAAAGCUGGGACAGGCCGGCGCUUCCUCGGGGGGCUCCUAAAUGACACAUCCUACUGCUACACUCUGGAGGUCUCCUUCUACAGCUACAUCCUGGCUGCAGCUGCUCCUGCUGUGCCCUACACUGAGGAAGCCUGUAUCCUUUUGAAAUCCAUCCUCUUGCAGCACACGUGGACCGGGCACUUAAGGUUUUACACGCUAACUCUGUGA
Camarhynchus parvulus is the source of this 825-nucleotide messenger RNA. Its product is annotated as cytosolic carboxypeptidase 6-like. Gene Ontology annotation, molecular function: metallocarboxypeptidase activity; zinc ion binding. Gene Ontology annotation, biological process: proteolysis. The transcript is spliced from 8 exons. The record is from RefSeq and is a predicted model, not a curated record. The coding region runs from base 1 to 825 and encodes 274 amino acids. NCBI's taxonomy places the organism in Eukaryota, Metazoa, Chordata, Aves, Passeriformes, Thraupidae.